This is a messenger RNA of Hippoglossus stenolepis (Pacific halibut), 4557 nucleotides long. It is a transcript of the gene wscd2, whose product is annotated as WSC domain containing 2. Gene Ontology annotation, molecular function: sulfotransferase activity. NCBI's taxonomy places the organism in Eukaryota, Metazoa, Chordata, Actinopteri, Pleuronectiformes, Pleuronectidae. The transcript is spliced from 10 exons. The coding region runs from base 1416 to 3113 and encodes 565 amino acids. The record is from RefSeq and is a predicted model, not a curated record.
UAGAAGUUGCCACUGAGACAAAUUGCACCAUGAAGUGGGUCAACUCUCCUGGGUAUGCUCAGAAUGGAUGAUGGCGACUCAACUGAGCUGCCAUUUGACCGUGUGUUCUGUUGCAGGGGAGCAGACCCGAGUGUUUGUCCAUUGAGGAAUCUCGGGGACAGUGUGGCUGAGGGACCUGAGGGAGUGUGACCGACAGAACAAAGUGUGCAGAAAGCAAAGUGUCCGCAGGGAGCGCGUCACGGUGCCAAACCUCUCCAGAGAGCAGCGGAGCGCGGAGAGGAGUGCGGAGGACACUGCGCCUGAGCUGCGGUGUCUCUUUAAGUACAGCAGGCAGUGCUGUUGGUCCGUGUGUGCGUGUGUGUGUCUGUGUGUGUGUGUGUGUGUCUGUGUGUGUGUGUGUCUGUGUGUGUGUGUGGGAGCGCUUGCAGGGCGCAUGGUGCGGCGCUGCCUCUCCGCAGCGUCACACAGGCUCUCCUUAACAUCGGACGGGCGACGGGAACAGACAGGUCGACCCCGCGCGCACACCCACACACCCACACACACACACAUACACACCCCGCUUGCAGCAGAGCCACGCACGGACCCGAGCAAAUGAGUGGAGCGAGGGAAAGAAGAGGAAGAGGAGAGAGGACUGUCUGCUGUAAACUGGAGAACACACCGGGGCCAUUUACAUCACUCCUCCUCCUUCAUGAGCGCUGCAGCAGCCACAGUGUUAUUGAACGCCUAAUGGGAUUGAUCAACUAGCGCUGGUUGGAUGGGAACACAGUAAAAAACCUCUCUGCUGCUGCCGCUGCUCAUAUUUGUGUGGAUGAUGGUGGAGAAUGAACAUCACGCGUGAGCCCGACGGACACACAGGGAACCAUCCCGAGCCGGGUUACGUCCUGGGAACAGCCUCACGUUCAAGAUGGUGAGUCACGCCCUCUCUCUCCCGGACCGUCUGAGUGAAUAGUCGGCUGCACAAAGGUGAAAGGAUCUGAGCUCAGCUGGUAAAUAAAGCCUUCUUCCCUCUGCUCAGCGUGGGAGAAAGUGCAGCAGCGCGGCUGGUGUGGCAUCUCUGUGGGCUGAUAACUGGAGUGAGAGCCGUGUGGAGCGAUCAUCUUUCACUAGGAGACGCUCACCUUUCAUGCUGUGGCCCUGGAGCCGGCUCUCCAGGCUGGACUGUCAGCGGGAACGCAGAGAGAGACUCUGAUGUGGACACGAUCAGCAGGGCUGCACAGUGCACCAGUGUAAAGCAUCUUUCAUCCAACCGGAGGGGCACACAUGAGAGAAUAGUUAUGCUAUUGUCUGGAUGACCUUGCACAGGAUUGAGAUACUCUUAAUUUUAGUUGGUGCCCAGUGGGGCUGUUUGGUUGAUUCUUCUGCUUUAUGAGUUUUCAUCACUGUGAGAGUGUCUCUGAGAGGCAGGGGGAGGCAGCAUGGCCAAGGCUCUGCUGAAGAUACAGCGCUAUUUCCGCAGGAAACCUGUCCGAUUCUUCUCCCUCAUCCUCCUCUAUCUGACCGCCGGGAGCCUCGUCUUCCUGCACUCUGGCUUCGUCGGGGACAGCGGCCCUGGGGGCAGAGGGAGCCGGGACUCUGUGGUAGUUGCAGAGAUGGGCAGCCGGACUUCAUCAUCAGACACUCGAGGGCACACCAUCACGGGUAGAGUGUUUAAAGAGACGCGCAAGUCUGGCCGGAGGUAUGGCCCCCCCUGGAUGAAGAAAAGGAGCCAGGAGAGAGAGGUCAGGGGGGGAGACUACACCAGCAACUGGAACCGUGCACUUAAAGGACGCAAUGCCAAAGACAUGGACGAUGGAAGAGCGAAGUACAGCGGCUGCUACGUGGAUGACACACAGAAACGAGCGCUGAGAGGAGUUUCCUUUUUUGACUACAAAAAAAUGACUGUAUUCCGUUGCCAGGACAACUGUGCUGAAAGAGGUUACAUGUACGCAGGCCUGGAGUUUGGAGCCGAGUGCUACUGUGGUCACAAGAUCCAGGCGCCCAACACUUCAGAGAGCGAAUGCAACAUGGAGUGUAAAGGAGAGAAGAGCAACCUGUGCGGCGGAGCCAACCGACUGUCCAUCUAUAGGCUGGAGCUGAGCCAGGAGUCAGCGCGCCGCUACGGCAGCGCCAUUUUCAAGGGGUGUUUUCAACGGCCGGAAAAUGUCACGCUGGCGCUUCCUUUCAACGCAGUCAUCCACAACAUGUCCGUGGACAAGUGUGUGGACAUGUGCACAGAAAGGGAGAAAACGCUCGCUGUCCUGGCUGGAGAUCGAUGUUACUGCGGUUUCCCCACACACCUGUUCUCCCUUCAUGAGCCGGAGAACGAGGACAUGUGUCUGCACCGCUGUCACGGGGAGGAGUUUGAGAGCUGUGGGAACGACGAGUACUUUGUUGUGUACCAGACCCAGGUUCAAGAUAACCGCUGCAUGGACCGACAUUUCCUCCCCACUCGUGCUAAGCAGCUGGUGGCCCUCGCCAGUUUCCCCGGGGCUGGAAACACCUGGGCUCGCCACCUCAUAGAGCUCGCCACGGGCUACUACACCGGCAGCUAUUACUUUGAUGGCUCCCUUUACAAUAAAGGAUUUAAAGGGGAGCGAGACCACUGGCGGAGUGGGAGGACGAUCUGCAUUAAGACACAUGAAAGCGGCAAGAAGGAGAUCGAAACCUUUGACUCCAGCAUCGUCAUGAUCCGAAACCCCUACAAAGCCCUCAUGGCAGAAUUUAACAGAAAAUAUGGCGGCCACAUCGGGUUUGCCUCCCAGGCCCACUGGAAAGGGAAAGAGUGGCCCGAGUUUGUGAAGAACUACGCUCCGUGGUGGGCGUCCCACACACUGGACUGGUUGAAUUAUGGGAAGAACGUCCAUGUGGUCCACUUUGAGGACAUGAAGAGGGACCUGUUCUUACAGCUCAAGGGGAUGGUCCAGUUGCUGGGUCUGAAGGUCUCUGAGGACCGCCUGCUCUGUGUCGAGGGCCAGAAAGACGGAAACUUCAAGCGAUCGGGGCUGAGAAAACUUGAAUAUGACCCAUAUACGAGCGAGAUGCGAGCGAACAUCAAUGAAAUGAUCAGAACGGUGGACGUUGCCUUGAAGAAAAGAAAAAUGGCUGGAGUGCCAGCGGACUAUAUGCCAAGAUGAUAUCUGUGAUCCUCUCAUUUCCCUUUUUUCCUCACUUACUGGACUGUUCCGUUUUGUAGAGUUACAUCACUUAAAUAGUUGUUUUAAUUAUUUUUCUGUAAAGUCAUAUAGGUGGAAAUUGUAGUGAGAAGAAAUCAGUCUCUGUAACCUCCUAUUUUCAUUUUUUAUUCAUCCUUUUUUUAUUUUCUGAACUUCAGCAGCUUCAUGCAUCAGUAGAAGACACAGGUUAAACUAUGGAGGUUUGUUUUUCUCGUUGGCUCAAUGAAAAGAACAAAAAGCACUUCUUAUCCUGCUCUAUGCACAUGUGCUGUGUCGGCAUGUGCACAUGCCUUAAAAUGAAGACAGUACAACGCUGACUACAAAGAUCUGACUGUGCUGGGUGAUUUGUUGCCAGUGAAAUCAAACAUUUGACCCAAAAUAUUUAAUACAGUUCUGCAAAGUUUGUGUUGUAUGAGCUUAUUUACCGCAAAAGAGACGUAACUCUUAUGAGAAAUCAAAACAUAACAUUUCUGCUGCUAUCAGUGACAGAAUACUUCUAUUUUAUAGAUGAACUUCACUGAGAACCUGACAACUUUGAGCCCUUAUUUCGAGGGAAAAAUGCAAUAUGCAGGCUUUAAUUACCUGAUGACGAUACUGUGUGUUUCCAAGCUUUUUGUAAGUUAUUCAACUUCAGCUGUAUGUUAGAGAACUCAUGUUUUUUGAUGAUGAAGAGGUAAAAAAACUCAAUUCUCGGCUCCUCCUGUUCAAGAAGAAGAAUCUCUCUUGAAGGCACUGACUCAAAGAGAGAAGAGGAUUUAUCUCGACAGCAUCUAUUUAUGACUAAUUUGGUUCUGGAUUCGUUUUCUUGACACUGGACUCGAUGCAGAAAAUCCAAAAAGCACUUUGCUGUGCAACACUUGCCCCAAAGAUCACUGAGGAAUUAGGUAUUACAAUCACGUUAUGGACCGGAGGUUCUCAUUAGCCGUAGUGAUCCUUAUUUUUAGUUAAUCAUACAGAAUGUGAACAUUUUUAUUUUGUAUUGCUUUGUUGUAAGAAGAGCUAUGAAACAGUUAAAGCUGGUGAAAACAAAAGGCAGCACGUCUUAUAAUGGCUCUAUAUGUGCUACGCCAUAUGCAUAAAAAUAAACAAACAUACAAAUAAAUAAACAUAUAUAUAUACACAUACAUAUAUAUUAGCACUGGUGACUGAGAGACAGAAAACAUUAACUGACUUCCAUUUUCAAUAUGAUAUGAAUAUAUUUUUAUAGUGUGUGCUGAGACAUCAAAAAUAUUUGUAUUGCAACAAACAAGACGGGAGUCGUUUCUAUUUUUAACACAUGCUUUAAACUUUAUUGGCUCUCACUUUCAUUGACAAGCGGACACUCUCUGAACGUAGGUGUCACAUUUGAAUGUAUUUUCUAUGGAAUGAAUGUAAUGUGAUAAGCCCCAAUAAAUAAGUAUAUUGA